GAUUAUCUAUAAUGUUGACUCCAAGAUUGUCUACCGUAGCCCCCGUAGGACUUAAAUCUGACUAUGAAACAUCUCAUGGCUACUUUCACGGUCAUAAAUGUUACUUGCCGACGAAUAAAGUGGUAACUUAUGAAAUAAAGUGUGGGCCUCUGAAGCGGUUAAUCCUGGACCUUAUAACUGUGGAGAAGGAUGACCCUAGAGCUCGAAAAUUAUAUAAGUCCCACGCAGCCUUAUGUGCUAACCAGUACAUGCAAUACAAGAAACACCCAUGGAUUAUACACCCAUACAGUAAAUUUCGGAUUUGGUUUGAAGGAUUCCUAUCGGUUACGAUUCUUCUAUCCAAUAUAUUACUCGCAGUCCAUUAUUCUAAAAGAAAUCCAGGGGAAUAUAAGUACGAAGAAGACAUUAUACUCACUCUCGAUUCGAUUUAUCUAUUACACAUUAUACUGAACUUUUUCACGGGCCACAUCUCUGGGGAAACUAACCCAAUAGUAAUUCUAGAUCUAAAGAGAAUUCUCUUCAAGUAUACCAGCACUUGGUUCAUACCAGAUUUGCUGACAGUCUCUAUUUUAUUCCUUAAAAUGGUUGACUACGAAGAUUUGCCGUUAGAAUUGUUUUUGGUCACUCUGACAAUUAUUCGGCUGAUCAAUUUGAUUUCGUAUGUUAAGAAUAUAACUACCAGAAUGGAAGCUGGGCAAUGCUGUGAAACAGCUCUGGAAACAAUGUUACUCCUCCUUUCCUUUUUAUCAUGGAACAUGUACCUACAAUACGCGGUUGAGUACAUGGCAGAGGGGGUCUACAUACCUUCGUCACCCAGAGUUUGUUCAUGGAUAAGUAUAGUAAAACUUUGGAAUGCAACGUCGACCACUCGAUUCGUGUUUUCUUUGGAUAGAGCUGUUGGUAUGCUACGAGGGAACGCUAACAUUAAUAUCCUUGAACAGGACGGAUGCUUCGAAUUAUUUUAUAUUACAUCUUGGUGUAUAGCACAGGUAUUAGUGUUUCAUUGUGCCUUCAAAUACGUUAUUACUAUAUUUGGAUCAGAAUCCGCGCGGGCUCAAUACUUCAUAAUGUCGAAACAGGUCGAAAUGUACCUCAACCAGAAAAGAUUCCCCGCAAGAAUUAAGAACAAGGUUCUCAGGUUUUACGCUAUUGGUUACCAAUCGCAUUUCUUUGCUGAAUCCCGUAUGAUGUCAUGUGUUUCGGGGCAGCUUCGUGAAGAUAUAAUUAUGCAUACGGGCAGGCAACUUGUAAGAGACGUAACAUUUUUAAAGCAAUUGCCGGGAACUUUGCUGCUGCAAAUCGGAAUUAAAUUGAGAAUUGUUAUUUUCAUUGCUGGAGAUAUUAUAAUGAAGAUUAAAACUAUAGGAGACUGCCUAUACUUCAUCCACAAAGGAACUGUAGCUAUUUACUGCCAGUCCGGCAAAGAGGUGUGUCAUUUAGAAGAUGGAGAUUUCUUCGGAGAAAUAGCUCUUGUAAUGAGCCACAGACUAAGAACAGCAUCGGCUGUAGCAGUUACUAACUGUGAACUUUUUAGACUGGAUAGGGAAGAUUUUGAGAGCUAUGUAGCUUGUUAUCCUACUGUUUAUGAGGAUAUUAAAAAAGUUGCUAUGGAUAGAUAUGAACGAUCCAAAACGCUGGACGAACAUCAUAAAAUCGAACUUAGUAUGAAAAAGAAGAAUAAAUUAGAAACUGAAUAUGAUACUGAUAGCCAAUUUUAUAAUUGAUAGAUUAAGUUGGCUCAAUGUUUUCAUUAGGUACUUAACUUGUACUUAUUUAAGUUCAAAAGCAGCAGAUAUUUAUUUGUUAAGAAUUUGUAAGGAUAGAAAUUAAACAAAUUAAUAUA
Colias croceus (clouded yellow) is the source of this 1843-nucleotide messenger RNA. Its product is annotated as potassium/sodium hyperpolarization-activated cyclic nucleotide-gated channel 2-like. Bases 12 to 1724 code for a protein of 570 amino acids. Lineage: Eukaryota; Metazoa; Arthropoda; Insecta; Lepidoptera; Pieridae. The record is from RefSeq and is a predicted model, not a curated record. The transcript is spliced from 8 exons.